AUGUCAGAAGACUUGAAAAAAUCAAUCAAUCCAGGAUCAAGAAAUGAUUUGGAUAAUGAAGCAGAUGUAAAAAUCAAAAAUGGGUCUUUGACAGACGUGGCAUCAUUAGGAGAUCUUGAUCUAAAUAAUCCUAGACACAAACUUUUUAAACUUUUGUUUGAAGAAUUCUUUAAAGAUGAAAAUGUUAAUAAAUUACUUAAUGAAGUAUUUCCAAACGUGCAAAGAAAGAGGAAGGGGGUCAGAAAUGCUGUGCAAGAGACAGUAAAGGAGACAAUAGAUGGGACAGCAGAUAAAACAAUAGAUGAGACAACGAAUGAUGAAACAACAAAUGAUGAGACAACAAAUGAUGAGACAACAGAUGAUACAAAUGAUGAGACAAUAGAUUAUACAACAGAUGAUACAACAGAUGAUACAACAGAUGAUACAACAGAUGAUACAACAGAUGAUACAACAGAUGAUACAACAGAUGAUACAACAGAUGAUACAACAGAUGAUACAAAGGAGACAAGAAGUAAAUUAAAUCAUGUUAAUGAUCAAUUAUUGCAAACUUUGAUUGAUCUAAAACAAAUUUUACAACUAUUGAAUUCCGACGUAAAGAAAGUAUCUGAAAGAUUAACUAUAUUAGAAUCACAGUCUGCAAAUGAAUCAUCUUUGAACAAUUUAUCCGAAAGAUUGGCUAGAUUGGAAUCACAGUCUGCAAAUGAAUCAUCUUUGAACUAUUUAUCUUAUAGAUUGGCUACAUUGGAAUCACAGUUUGCAAAUGAAUCAUCUUUGAACUAUUUAUCUGAAAGAUUGAAUAAAUUAGAAUCACGGUCUGCAACUAAAUCAUCUUUGAACGAUCUAUGCCGAAGUUUUUAUGAUCAAUUAGAUGAUCAAUUAGAUAAUCUAUCCGGAAGUUUUUCUGAUCAAUUAGAUAAUCUAUCCGAAAGUUUUUUUGAUCAAUUAAAUUCCGACGUGAAGAAAGUAUCUCAGAGAAUAAAUAAAUUGGAAUCACAGUCUGCAAAGAAAUCAUCUUUGAACAAUCUAUCCGAUAAUUUUUUUGAUCAAUUAGAUUCCAACGUAAAGAAAGUAUCUCAAAGAUUAAAUAAAUUGGAAUCACAGUCUGCAAAAAAAUUAUCUUUGAACAAUCUAUCCAAAAGUUUUACUGAUCAAAUAAAUUUCAACUUUAAAAGAAUAUCUCAAAGAUUAAAUAAAUUGGAAUCACAGUCUGAGUACGAUCUACCCGACAGUUUUCUUGAUCAAUUAAAUUUCGACUUUGGGGAAGUAUAUCAAAGAUUAAAUGAAUUGGAAUCACAGUCUGCAAAUGUAUACGAAGGAACCUUUUCGGGUGUAUUAGGAUUUUGUUGGUUAGAUUUAGCAAGAAUGAUAGUUAUUAAUUCUGAUUUACAAAAUGAUGAUAUUGAAUCAAAAUCCAAUUUCGAAUUAAUUCGUCAAGGAAUGAUUGCUAAAUGA
This is a messenger RNA of Lodderomyces pseudojiufengensis, 1452 nucleotides long. RefSeq lists its product as uncharacterized. The record is from RefSeq and is a predicted model, not a curated record. Lineage: Eukaryota; Fungi; Ascomycota; Pichiomycetes; Serinales; Debaryomycetaceae. The transcript is spliced from 2 exons. Bases 1 to 1452 code for a protein of 483 amino acids.